AUGCGCGAGGACCGCGCACGAAAGCGCAAGAACAGUGACUGCGACCCAGCGUCGAUGUCCGUAUCUGUUGUGGCACCUCCCCCAUUUGCCUUGUCACAGGUGGGUAGUCGACAUGCAAACGAACGAAGUUCCAGGAGGAAUACAGGGCAACACGUGCUUGUGGGGCCAGAAUCAUCGAGUACGCAGGUAGACGAGCCGCGAGCUCUCAAAAGGAAGCAAGAUGAACUAGUACAAGAGUCGACGGGUAUGUCAACGGCUGCUGCAAAGCCUUCAGCAUUAGCAGCCAAACUGACGAAUAAGUUCAUUCCGGUGCAACAGAAGCCGACCCGAUCAAAGCCGAAUGGGGAGGGGGAGUAUCAGUUGAUAAAAAACGAGGUGCUCGUGUCACCGUACGGCAAUCAGUAUGAAGUGUUAGAGUUCCUUGGCAAGGGAACUUUCGGACAGGUGGUGAAAGCUUGGAAGAAAGGUACAAGCGAGAUCGUUGCAAUCAAAAUCCUCAAAAAGCAUCCGAGCUAUGCAAGGCAAGGGCAGAUUGAGGUGUCAAUCCUGUCGCGGCUCAGCAACGAAAACGCCGAAGAGUUUAAUUUUGUGCGCGCAUUCGAGUGCUUUCAGCACAAGCAUCACACCUGCCUCGUUUUCGAAAUGCUUGAACAGAACCUCUAUGACUUUCUCAAGCAGAAUAAAUUCACUCCGUUACCUCUUAACAGUAUUCGUCCAAUAGUCCAGCAGGUUCUCACUGCUCUCCUCAAAUUAAAGUCCCUUGGCUUGAUUCAUGCUGAUCUCAAACCUGAAAAUAUCAUGUUGGUUGAUCCCACUAACCAGCCAUUCCGAGUAAAGGUUAUUGAUUUUGGGUCGGCCUCACAUAGAAGCAAGGCCGUAACUAACACAUAUCUGCAAAGCAGAUACUACAGAGCACCAGAAAUCAUUCUCGGCUUACCAUUCCGCGAAGCGAUUGAUAUGUGGUCACUUGGAUGUGUUAUCGCUGAGCUAUUCCUUGGAUGGCCGCUUUAUCCUGGAAGCAGCGAAUACGAUCAAAUAAGGUUUAUUGUCCAAACACAAGGUCUACCUCCAACUGAGAUGCUGGAAAAAGCGGCAAAAUUGCAUCGUUUCUUCAAGGAAAUGAAGGCUGACAUGUCUGGCCCUGUACAGCCAACAUACUAUCGAAUGAAGACUGUGGAAGAGUACGAAGCUUCCGGGGUGCAUGUAAAAUCCAAGGAAACAAGGAAAUACAUAUUCUCGUUCUUGGACGAUAUCAGCCGAGUGUGUUAUGGUUUUGAAUCCGAUCCAAUCGAGCAAAUUUGUGAUCGACUUGAUCGUCAAGAAUUUGUCGAGAUCCUAAAGAAGAUGUUGGUGCUCAAUCAAGACUUCCGCCUCACUCCACUGGAAGGACUUGAGCACAAAUUUGUCACUAUGAGUCACCUUCAUGCAUAUGCCAAUACUAACUAUUUUCGUACCGGUAUGAAGCGUAUGGAAGUGUGCGUACGUCGGCCGACAGCAGUCGUAAACUCAUCUUCGCAGCUUUUUCGUGGCGCAGCUCCAGCCACACCAAUCGCUCAAAGCCUCCCUGCGGCGCUCCCAGCGGCUCAGCAACUUGCACCAGCCGCGCAGCCCGAUCCUCUAAGCCACGUACUGCAUCAGUAUCAAACGGUAGCAGCAGCUGCUAAUCCAUCAGCUGCAGCAGCUACACAGUACUUUUACCAACCUCUGGCUACUCUCUUACCAUACAGUCUUCCCGGAGGAUCAGCCGCUUUUGCUGCAAGUUCACGUCAACCGCAAUACGUUUCAUUUGCUCCUGCAGCACAAUCGCUUGUGCCACAAUUUGUUCCUGUAUCGAUUAUGGAUCCUACAGUAUUAGCCGCACAAGCGCAAGUGCAGUGGCAAGGAGCUGCUGCUGCUACUGGGUCACAACUAAUCUGGCCGGCUCCGACGAUUUUCCCACCUGCAACGGAAUUAUUUAUGCCGUCUUUACAGGCGAUGGCUGGUCAAAGAGCCGCCACACAAUUUAAUCAGGUGUUCGCACCACAGCCUCCUCAGAAGGGAUUCACUAUGCCGGCUACUGCCGCACUGUCACAACCGCAACUUGCUGCUGCCCAAAUGGCGACAGCUUUUGUAGACGACACAGCAUGGGCUCAACCGAAUGUUGCUGGUCUUACCGCCCAAAUGACAGCAGCACAUCGCAUUCCUAUGCGAACAGAUCAUGCUAAAUGUGGUGUAUCCGAAGCAACAAUUGCACGACGAGCAGCCGCUAAGGCAAAAGGAGUUGUACCGUCACCAGCUGUUUCUGUGAUCACUAUAAGCUCAAGUGAGGAGGAUGAACAAAAUGGGAACAGUGUCGCUUCUGAAUCCGGAAGUUCGGCAGCAAUUCGUCGUCCAACAGCAAAAUGUGCAGUAGUGCGUCCGAUGGUUGAGGUGAAACGGGAAGCUCCUGAUCAAUCAGCAUACGACAUGGUUGUGCUCACAAAUGAUAGCUUACCGACUGCGAAUGUAUGGAAUCAGUAG
Messenger RNA from Necator americanus (New World hookworm), 2499 nucleotides. RefSeq lists its product as uncharacterized. The transcript is spliced from 20 exons. Bases 1 to 2499 code for a protein of 832 amino acids. Gene Ontology annotation, molecular function: protein serine/threonine kinase activity; protein tyrosine kinase activity; ATP binding. The record is from RefSeq and is a predicted model, not a curated record. Gene Ontology annotation, biological process: peptidyl-serine phosphorylation; peptidyl-threonine phosphorylation. Gene Ontology annotation, cellular component: cytoplasm; nucleus. NCBI's taxonomy places the organism in Eukaryota, Metazoa, Nematoda, Chromadorea, Rhabditida, Ancylostomatidae.